Molecule: messenger RNA, 2444 nt
Organism: Centruroides sculpturatus (bark scorpion)
Lineage: Eukaryota; Metazoa; Arthropoda; Arachnida; Scorpiones; Buthidae
Product: putative nuclease HARBI1
Exons: 6
Coding region: 1-1116 (371 amino acids)
Source: RefSeq, a predicted model, not a curated record
AUGGCUGAUGGAUAUGCAAUUCUUAUCGCUAUCGAAGAGUUAGAAAGAGCUGAAAGACGUUGUUUGAGAAGGCAACGAAUUUUUCGACCACGAGUAGAUGCCUUUGUUCUUCACGAAGAACAUUUUAGAAGAUUAUUUAGGCUUUCCAAGGAAGUGGCAUCAAAUUUAAUAAAUACACUUCGACCGACACUGAAAGAACAGACUAGAAGAUCGGCAUUAAGUGUUCAAACUAGAAUUUUGGCAGCUGUAAGAUUUUUUGCCUGUGGUUCUUACCAGUUAGGAAUAGGCCAAGAUUUUACUCUAAGUAUUAGCCAGAAGUCAGUAAGUCGAGCUAUUAGAAGUGUUUCAGUAGCUAUAAGGGAUAAUUUAUUAAAGCAUUGGAUUCUUAAUUAUAAUAAUAAUAAUAAAUUGUACAUUCAUUUUAGAUUUUAUGACAAAUACACUUUCCCUGGUGUAAUAGGGGCAAUUGAUUGUUGUCAUGUAGCAAUUGUAUCACCACCUGUAGAGGAUAUCAAUUAUCCAGAACAUAUAUAUGUUAAUAGAAAAGGAUAUCACUCUCUUAAUGUUCAAUUGAUAUGUGAUGCAAACAUGUACAUAAUGAAUGUAAAUGCUCGUUUUCCUGGUAGUGUCCAUGAUGCAUUUAUAUGGAAAAAUUCCAAUGUUAGAAAAGCCUUUCAGAGAUGGCAUAACUGCAACAGAAAUGCACAUACUUGGCUUUUAGGUGACAGUGGAUACCCUUUGGAGCCAUGGUUGUUGACUCCACUUCGUACAACCAAUACUCAAGCUGAAGUAAAAUAUAAUAAUUGUCUCACUGCAACUCGAAGUAUAAUAGAACAAUGUAAUGGACUCUUGAAAAAUAGAUGGAGAUGUUUGUUGAAACAUAGGGUCUUACACUAUCAUCCAGAGACAGCUUCAAAUGUUAUAAUUGCAUGUGUUGUGCUUCACAACAUUUGCAUUAAAAAUAAUAUUGCUUUGGAGGAUGAUGAUAUAUUGCAACCAGAAGACCAGUUACCGCAGAUCAUACCAUCAACAGAAUUUGAAAAUACAUCAAAUGAUAUACUUUUUAAUGAAACUAGAAGGAUUCAACAACAACUAAUAAGCUUGUGUUUUUCUUAAAAAUAAUUUUAAUGAUAUAUAUAUCAUUAAAAAAUUGUAUGUAUAUAUUGGAUAUACUAAUAAAUUGUGUGUGUAUAUAUAUAUACAUGUCUGUUAAGAGCCUGCCUUUUUCAAGAAUAUUCAGAUAUAAAGAACAGAAAAAUCAGUACUUUAAAAUAAUAAUUUAUUUAUUUUCAAAUUAAAUUUUUUUUCAAUAUAUACAUAAAAAUAUUACAAAGAAUUUUCGGAUAAUAAAUUGACAAUGGUAUUUAGUGCUGUAGCAAUUUUUUUAAGGGAGUCUUUGUUUUCCUCAGAUAUGGAAAGUUCCUUCUCCCUUAACUCUAGUUCUUUUUUCUUUAAUUUAAUUUUUUCUUGUUCCAGCUGUAUAAAUGAUUCUGUUCUUUUCUUUGCUUCGUUUAAUUCUUCUUCAGUGGAAAUGUGUUUUCUUUUUCUUCCUUUAGCUAAAAAACAUAAAUUCAUAUGGAAAACUUAGUCUUUGUACAUGCUAACUAUAAAAUUAAUUCUUUUACACUAAAUGUUAUAACUUUGUAUAUUAAUAUGACUUAAUACUAUGCAGUUCAUUUAUGACAGAUUCUAUAAAUUCAGUUCUUAUAAUUAAUGCUACAGUUGCUUUAAUGAAGUAAUUUGAAAAUAUUUUAAAAAUUUACUUACACUGACUCGCUUCUUUUGUUAAAUCUAUAUAUUCACUAUCUGUUAGAUAAAUUGAAAACAUUUGAAAACCAUAAAUUUUUGUUAUAAUUAUUUUGUAUAUGAGAUUAUUUUGAUGCAUACUAACCCUGUUCAGAAGAAGAAAUAUCUAUAGAAUUUAUUCCUGUUGCAGAGAGAUUUUCAAUUCCUGGCAGUGUAGAUUCCUAUUAUAAUAAAUUACAUUUUUAAAAUAUAAACAGAGAUAUUAAUAGUACUGAUGGAAAUUUCAAAACUUAUUAUUAAUACUCUCCAUUAUAUACAGAAAAAUAAUGGAAGUAUAACAUUUUUUAAAACACGUUAGUCUUUAUUCAUUUUAAAUUUAAAGAUUAUUAUUCACCUCAGUCUGCAAUAGAUUUGAAAACUCUUCAACUUCGGAUUCCACAGUGUUUUGCUGCCCCAAAACCACUGUGUCACCCAUUAAAGAUAUGAUCCUUUCUUGUAAUGAAGAUAGCUUUUCACUAGAUUCUCUACCACCCCCAGUCUUUUCUCUGCUGUUUCUUAUUCUUGACGCCUUCUCUUUUGCAUUUCUCUUCAUGUCGAGCCAGCACUAAUAAAAAAAUUUUAUUUGAUAAAAUUAUACAGCAAAUUUUUCCAAAACUAAAAAGAAGUAUAAUUCAUAGAAAAAGAGAAUGAAUUAAAAU